AUGCUACGAAAAGUACUUUUAAACUGUUUUCAAAUCCAACAUCAAAAACAACUUAUAUCACCCGCUUGCUUUCAAAUAAACUCUUGUUUACUAUUGCUUACUCGCCAUUUACAAAAUAAUCAUAUUGUUAAAAUUGAUUAUGAUGAUCAUCGAUCAAUAUCACGUACAUUUGAAAAUAGUGCUUAUCAAUAUUUUUAUAAUAAACGCUUAGAUAAUUUUCAAGAUGAAACACGUUUAUCUCACAUUGUUCUUAAAAAUACAGAAUUGAUUUUAAUGAAAACAUUCAAUGAAAUAAUAACAAAAACGGUCAAUUCAAAAAAUAUAAAUGAUCUACUUUGUCAAUUGAAUAUGAAAGAAAAUGUUAAAAUGUAUGAUAAAUUAUCUUUAGAACAUUUAAAUGAUUUUUUAUUUUAUUCAUACGGUCAAGGAUUACGUUUACAAUCAUUAACGUCAAAACUUUUGAAACAUAUUCAAAAUCAAGAGAUUGAUACAAAUCAAGUUAAUAUUAUUGAACUUCUUGUAUUAUUAUUACUUCAUCGACAAUGGAUAUAUGCUGAUGGAAAUACAGUGGCGACUCAAACAUUACAAACGUUUGUCAAUAAAUUAGAAUCAAAAUUAACGUACGAUGAUAUUCAACAACUAACUACAUAUGAAUUAAGUCUAAUUUCAAGCGCUUAUUAUCGUUUUCAAGUACCAAUCAGAAAUCAACUUUUGAUCGAACGUUUAGCUAUGCUAUUGUUGAGUGAAACGUCUGAUCGACAGUCACUCAAAGCUGUUGAUAAACAAAAUUUUUUAAAAAUUUUAACAUUAUCAGGCUAUUCAGACGCUAGAAUAAGUGAGACAUUAUCAUCACGUUUCAACGAUUCUUAUGAACAACAUUCAUUACAUUCUGAUCAUGCUCUUCAUACAGAUGUUGUUAUACUGGCUAUGCGUUUAGGAUUAUAUUUAUCUUCGUUUAAUUAUUGGUCAUCAAGAUUUUAUAAAAAUUGUUUUCAACUAAUUGAAUAUGAAGCAGUACGUUUAAAGCAAAAAUCAUUUUCGUUAACUUCAAAUGAACAACAGUAUCGUUCAAAAGACAUGAUAAAAAUAAUGAAUACUUUAAUAAAUAUCGGUUACUGUUAUUAUAAGUCUAUUAAUAAUGAACAAUAUUACAAACAUUACCUUGAUCUCAUAGAGUUAUAUUCAAAAUCAGAUUAUUUUAAAGUAAAACCAGACCGUUUAGUGAAUGUACUGGCUCCGAUGGCUGAAAUUGGAUUAUUUCCAAAAUAUCUAUUGCAGUAUAUUUUUAAUAAUGAUGUUUUAUCAACAUUAAAAGAAUCAAAAAUGAAAGAAAAAUUAUAUUUUAUUGCUGAAUCAUACAAAGUUUUUCAUCCAAAUAUAACAUCAUCGUUACUCGAUCAAAAUUAUGUAAAUUCAUUACCAAAUCAUAUUUUUGGCAGUUGGAACAUAGAAAAAAAGAAACGAAAAAAUUAUCUAGCGAUUAUCAAUCAAUUAUAUUCAUGCGUCACAUCAAACACCUUUUUUGUUAAAAGUGCAUUUGUUCUGAAACAUUUUAAGUUACCAGAUAUUCUCAUUCGAUUAGACAAAAACAUGAUCCCACAAUUAUUAUCAAAAAGAGGUGUAGCAUUUUUCGAAGAAAACGAGCAUGAACAUACUACUUAUGCUAUACAAGUUUUGUCCCAUAAUGAAAUUUGCUCGAAUGAACGUCAUCGUCCCAUUGGAAUUAUUUGUGCAAAAGUAAUACAAUUGCAAAAAAUGGGUUAUGAACCAGUACUUAUUUAUCCUGAUGAAGAACUUCCAUCGGAUACAGCAAAUGUUGUUUUCGAUUGGAUUGUACAACGUGCUCAACAAACUAGAGCUAUGUUCUCUUAA
Didymodactylos carnosus is the source of this 1872-nucleotide messenger RNA. The record is from the annotation of a GenBank genome assembly. Lineage: Eukaryota; Metazoa; Rotifera; Eurotatoria; Philodinida; Philodinidae.